GCGUCUCGAUGCAGAAAUUUUCAAGUUCUAAGCUUUGAAUGCCAGAAAAACGAUAUUCGUUAUCAUGGAGAAACUAUUCGAGAAGAUUGGAGACCAUUUUAACAAUCCGGAGAUGUCUGACCGAAUUUUAGUAGUGAAGAUUAGAACAGAUGGUUGGGAAAAAUUGGAAGCCGCGCGCCGGGUAAAAAACAUGACAAAAACCAGCUCGGACAACAACGAGGAUUCAAGUUCACCAACAAACAACAAGUCUGGAGGAAACACAAAUGUAAGACUAGAGGAAAAGCAACCGGUAACUUCAGAUAAAGGCAGCGAUGUGCCUAGUUCUUCCGUAGAGGAAGGCAACACGUUUGGGAACGUGGAUAGUUCUAGAACCGUGAGUAGUUUAAGCUGCGACUCAGGAAUUGGCUGUGAAACUUUGCCUUCCGAAGCAAAACGAACUGUCAAAAGUAAAAAGCGCGAGGAUUCACUUACUGUGGUUGAAAACAGAGAAUCUGUUGCGAGGGAUAAUUUGGAUGCGGAGAAAACUAGUGAUUCGAACGAUGCAUCGACCAGUAGCACAGUGUCCUCACCCGAACUAGACUUGGAUAUCGCUUACACCAAGUUGUUACUAACAGACAUAGGCUACGCAAAUAAAGCUGGUGCUAUUGGCCUUACUGGUGCAAGUAAUUCAAGCUUGACCUCCGGGGAGAACGAGGUUAACAAAACAGCCGCAGACAAUGGUGUUUUAAAAGCAAGGGAAGAGGACUUGGUAUUAGCUGAUACCGUUAUCCGUGAACAUCAGCUUUGUGUCCACAGUUUCUGGUUGGCAUUGAAUAGCUCUUAUUUCAGGAGCCUGUUUUUCAGCUCUGGAAUGAAAGAAACCAAAGUGAAAAAGGUAGGAAGCAAGAUUCUCAGGAUUGGGGGUUACAGUGUACCUGUGUGAAGCACUGUAUUUUAGGGCAUCAUCAUCAUCAUCACAGCAAAGCUGUACCAAACAAUUAAUCAGAAUCUUAUUGAACAAUUCCCACUGUGAGGCAGCCAAUCACAGCCCUUUCCCAAGAUCUUGGUAACUCAAUACAGAAAAUCCCCUUUCUACAUGCAAGAAAGAAACAGGAGACUUCUACAUGCAUGCUAACGUUGAAUGUGAUACCCUGCUGGGAAGGGAGGUGCUAACCAGUGGGGGUGUGUUACCAAGACUUUCACACCUGGAGGUCCCUUGUUUAAGAUGAAAGCUGCUAACCUGUUGAAGUCAAGUACUCCAAAUAAAAUGCUCUGUUUAAAAACAUCUCUACUGUUUCUUUAACUCUUUUUCUACAGAUCAAUAAUUGGUAAUAAUAUUAACAAAAUUGACGGAUUUCCAUGACACCUGUAAAGUGUUCCUUUUGAAUCAGUCAAUAACCAGUUGCACGGAUUACACCACGCUUGUAGACCAAUCACCACCAAGGUUCACACUCUGUUUUAGGCAUCCAGUCGAGAAUGAUACCCUGUUCAGGAUGAUAAAUAAUGAAAAUGUAUUGGAUGAAAAAAUAUUCCUUGUGUAAGACUUAAGACCCUAAAAACCAUUCCCUGUUUGGCAGCAUGUACCCCCUCCCUCCUAGGACACCCCAAUACUAAAAACAGGCUAAUUUUUAAGUACAUAUAUCAUAUUCAUUUUGGACCACUGGAAUAUUUUUUAUUGGCCUCAGGUUUUGCAGCAUUCCUACAAGCUCUCUUAUGAUUUUUACGCUUCAUAUUGUUUUUUAGUUGCUUGAAUAUUUCCCAGGAACUGAACAGUAGUAGGUUCCAAUUGAGUUCUAAUGUUGCCUGAACUUUAUUUUUAACCACAGUGAUCAUAAAAGUAAUAACUUAAAAGUAUUUUGGCAAUGGGUUUAAUUCACCCAUUUUGUCAUUUCUGUCACCAGGUUGAAAUGAACAUAAGUGAGUCAUUGUCAGCGAUGUUCCUGUUGUUAAUUGAGUCAUUAUAUAAACCUGAGGUUGUGAUGACAGAAAGUGUGGAGAAUCUUCUCAUCCUUAUGAGGCUUGCACAUGUUUAUGAUGCAGAAAGUACUCUUAAGACAUGCCAAAAGUAAGUUGUACCCAUGGAGAUCAUUGUUUAACACAACUACAGAUUCUUUUAUGCACCACUUCUUUCCUCUGACUCCUACAUGUGCUUAACCAGAUGCCCCUUCUACCUUUCCCCAGGGCUAGUGUCCCCAACCCCAAUUUCCUUUCUCCCCUAGCCCUAAUUACCGUAAAAUUCCGAAAAUAAGCCCUGGGGCUUAUAUUUUUCACAGGUCCUUUUGAGGGGCUUAUAUUCGGAGGGCUUAUCUACGGAGGGAAAUGUGCAUUUCAAAAUCGAUUGGGCUAGCCUUAUAGUUGAAGUAAAUUUACCGUUUUUGCUUUGUUUUACUUUGUAUUUGAGGGCAAUUUUCCAAGUACAAGCCCUGGGGGGGCUUAUAUUAGUUUUGGAGGGGCAAUUUAACGGAGGGUUUUUUGCGUUCCCGGUUUGGGGGGCUUAUAUUUGGAUGGGCUUAUACAUGGAGGGGCUUAUUUUCGGAAUUUUACAGUAUUUGAGGAAUAGGGCUAGGAGACAAAAAAAAUUGAAAAUCAACCUAGGUUAAAAAUUUUAACCGGAAUUUAAAUUUUACCUGUAACAUAUCUCCUCCCUAUACUCCUCUUUCUCCUCUACCCUUCCCUUCUACUUUUCUCCCCUCCCCUCCUAUCUUCUUUUUGUCCUCUUUCCGCCUCCCCUACUACACUCCUUUUUCCCUCUCACUUCUCCUUAGCCCCGUUUUGUCACAAUUCCCUUUCCCUUUUUCCCUCCCCUCUUCUCCUUUCCAGUAAUUUUCUUGCACAUUCUUUCUCCCAGUUAUCUCUUCGCAUACGUUCCCUCUUUUCCCUCUCUCUUCCCUUCCUCACUUCCAUCCCUCCUCUCUUGACCCCUCCUCCCCUGUUUUUAAUUGUCUCCCCUCAUUAUUAGCCUGUGAGCUGGCUCACUUGUGUGACUUAGGGAAAAAUUUAGCUGGCUCACAGUAGCAGCUUCCCCACAAAAAUUACCCCAAACUUACAGAAGUGUGCCUGCUUGCAGGCUAAGUACUCCAUUAUUAUCAAGCUCUCCUCUCUCCUCUCCUUUCGUCCCCUAUCUGUCUUUUGCUGCAUGCUCCCCACAUUUCUUUUCUUAUCCCUUCUGUACUCUAAUUCUCUUAACCUCCAUCUUCGUAUUUCAUUUUCCUUAUUUCAUCCCCUUCUCUGUUCUUUGUUUUCUCUUCUCUGUUUUAGGGAUGCUUGUUUAAACACCAUUCACGUUCCAUACCUCUUUACCUUUUUAACAUUCCUUUCUUCCCCUCCCUUCUUCUCAUGUCUAGUGUCCUUUGAUGUUCUUCCAUCAUCAUUCAUUUCUUUUUUGCCUUUUUUUUGCUUUUCCCUCCUAUUUCUCUCCCCAUCUCCAGGCUAGCUAUUCAUCAAACAGUAUUUUCUUGUCAGACCUGCUUAGUACAGUAUCUUUCUUUACCAUAAAGAUAUGAAUCAUAAAUUGUUACAUGCAAUUUGGAGCUCAUAAACAGACCUCACCUUUAAAUGUACUUUGACCUUGUCCCAGCGAGAGUUCCUCUAAUUGAGUGAUAACAUGUAUUUAUCUGCAAGUAGCAAUGUGAAUGGUUUAAUAAUUGAAAUUUAAACACUUUGAAUUUCAGAUUGCUUGGGUCUGCUGAACUUACAGUUGAGAUUUGUGACAAAUCACUGAACAUGCAAGAACAUGAAAGGUAGAUUGUGAAUUAAUAUUUAAAAUGACUAAUGUACAUCACUGGCAUGCAAGCAUCACUUGUGUCCUCUGCUUUUCACCUCCUGCUUUUCACAUGAAGUAAGGGAGGCAUCUGAGUGCAGGCCACAUAGUUUGCUGUUAUUGUUGACUAUCACCAUUUUUACACCCUACAUGUACACUGUUAAAUUAAUGAAGGAUCUUCACGUUUGACAACAAGUUACUAGAGCCACUCCUCCUUCUUUUUCGUACUUUGUCUGAGACAUGAUGACACCAGUUGAAAAAGUUAGCCAAAAAGACAACCACAAGUAGGCACCCUUUUAAGGCUGCAUUCAUUGCAUUCAUUCUGUAUACCACAGGGGGGAAGGGGUGCAGAGGAUUUUUUGUGGGGGUCUUAAAGGUUUUUGACAGGAAAAGGGGAGAUGGUUAAAAUUCCUGAUGGCAGGAAGGAAGGAUGCCAUUUUUUUUAGAUUCUAUGGAAAGGUUAAGUAUUAUUUUGUAACAUUAUUGAUACACCACUACACAAGUGAGGUUCCUUAUUUUCUAUUUCAGUAAGGGACGUUUUUAUUAUUAUUUUCCCUUGGUUACAAAAAACGUGGCCCCUCGGCUACUUUCAUAGGAAAAUAGAAGAAAAAUAAAACCAAAAGAUUUCUCUGAUAUGGGCUGUUAAGAACCAAUCAGAUUCAAGCAUUUUGUUAUUGACACAAUUAUUGCAGAAAUCAUUGUAAUUGAUACCCUUACUUUCGAGUUUAUGCACCUAGACACAAGGGAGGGGCUGCUUUCGCGCUGUCAGCCUCGUUUCUGGCAUCUCGUGGCCUCCAACUAAGGAUGCGUGAUACCGGCACUAUGUCGUCUAAAAUAUACUCGAAGUCUGUCAUUUCUGGGCCUUCCUAGGAAUUGUUAAAUUAUAUUGCCUCUUCAAGAACUUAACAGUAUACCAGUGCACACUGUAUUUGAAAAUUAUGUUUAAUGUGUCUCCUUUUCAGACUUCCCGAGAUGGCAGAGUUUAUACGCCGCUGUGAAGAAUUUCUUGUUGAAGAAUUCAGUCCGUUAGAUUCUCAGUGGUCAAACGAAGACUUUCUUUCCUUGAGCGCAAAUGGCCUGCAAAAAGGUUUGUUCUUUUAAGGAAUUAUCCGCGACAGGAGCUCAUUGACCGAGCAAUCAAGUUCCGCGCCUCCGUUUCGCUACUUGCUAAAAAUUGAAAUAAACCACUUGUACAUAGUCCUAUUCUGCGAGCAUAGGCCCUUCAAUCUUGCUAGAUAAGUCGACUUAUCUAGGAAGAUCGGAGGACCUUUGCUCGUAGGGUAACAUUGUCCAAUCCAUUGGUUGAAACCUAACCUUCUUCCCUGCUUUCUCUUUUCCCGUCGCUCUUCCCAGAAAAAAAGGAACGCCUGAUCGCAGGUUGCUGAAACCCCUUGGUAUUUUUUAGAUGCAGUUUUUUCCUAACGAUGUCUUGUUUUAUCUCAUGCAGUCCUAUCCAGUAACGAUCUCUGCGUGUCGUCGGAAAACACCGUGUUUCUUGCAUUGAUGAAGUGGGCAGAAGUGAAUGAAGUCUUUGAUGAACAACUUGAGCCGCUGCUGGAACUGGUUCGGUUUAAAUCCAUGACAAUCAACUACUUGCACGAUGUAGUGACCAGUGAUCAUCCUAUCGCAUCUACAGUUGCAAGGUUUCCUCUGUUGUUCGAGGAAGCUGUGUUCUACCAUGCAUUUUCUAAGGUAACUGAAGAAUUCAUAUACCAUUAUUCGGAAAGGUUAUUCAUCAUAUGGGUUUCCGUGCCGACUUUCGAGAAAAAAAUAGACUGAAAAAGAGCCCGUAUUUGUGCGUAGGUGAGGAAUGCGCAAUUUUGCGUCGCCGGUGCUUUGCGCCUUGCAAACCCGAUUUUGAGAUUUAAAAAAACAGACUGUUUUGCAGUCUGGCGAAAAAAAAAAGGUCCUCGAGCAAGAUGUCACUAAAGGAUCUGGGGCCUGUUUCUCGAAAAGCCCGAAAACUUCUCGGGCCCGAAGGCAAAUCUUAAUCAAAACCUGUUGAAUCAGUAGCACAGUUCCUAACUCACAAACUGUUCAAUUUUGCUUUUUUAACUGACAGUUUUAUUGUAUCAUUUUCAAAACUUUUAAAAUUUACAAGGUUGCUUCUCCUCUAAUCAACUUUGGUAACACACUCCCGAAAGCCGUCAAUAAUCUUUGAUAACAUGUUUGUAGUUGCUGGCGCUUAAGGACAAAAUAUGUAAGCAGAGUAAGUAGCUUCUCUGACAGGGAUGCUUACCUUUGGAGAUUUUCUGCUUGUUCUUAUUCCCGUUCGGUUGCAGAUUUCUCUCAGUUAUUACCACCCAAAAAAUACCGUCGAAUGUGAUAAAUUCUUCACUUGCUCUCAUUCCGGAUGGGCCAGAUUGACCCAACAACAAGUGUCUUAAAGAAUCGCUUUGUAUUGUUAGUCACCAACAUUUAGGAGAUGUCAGCAUUCAUGAAUAUUUGCUUGUUUUUCCGUAUUAACUGGCUACUUCCUUGUCACUGAAAAUUAACAGGAAAGACAAUGUGAAGAGGGGGAACCGAUUGCGAGGAAAGCUUAUGACGAGCCCGUUGUGUUUAACUGGACAGUGGACAUCGGAGAAGACAUUGAAGUGGAAAAGAAAAAGAAGAUCAUCAAAUCUCCCCAUUUCUGGGUCAGCGGAUACGAAAUGUAAGAAACGAAUAAUAAAUGAUAAUUGCAGUCGAACCUGCCAUCUCCUAAAAUAAUGCGAAGAUUUAAGAGGUCGCUUACGAGAAUCGAACAACAAGGUCUCUUCCAAGAAAUGGUCCGCACACAUCUAUUUUUGGAAGGGAGUGUAUUGCAUGCAAUUUUACGAUGUGUGUGGUUUCGUGUUGUCACUAAAAGUUUUUUGCAUAUUCUGAGUAGCGUUGUGCAUAAAACGGACUAACAGAUCAGACCAUUCUUCAAGCGGUUGCCUGAGAGAUUGAAAACAGUGGAAAGUUCUAUACCCUCCGAGCAGAGGUUUAUCUCUUGCAUGGCUUUUAGCGACUGACGAGGGACGUGAACGACUUCGUAAACGCUAAAAAGCCAUGCAGGAGAGAAACCUCUGCUCGCAGGGUAAAAAAGUCUUAACACCAUAACCUCAAAAAGUGGUCGCGGAGGAUUACGAGAGGGGGUCGUUUAUGAGAGGUUCCAACUGUAGAGAUUAUAUUGGGAAACUUUUGGUCUUUAUGGGAGGGGGUCGCUUACGUGGGGUGAUCGCGCUUGUUCAAGAUCGAUCGAUCGAUCCUUCCAGUCCUAAGAAUCAAUAACAUCAAUUUUCUCCCAACAAUAUCAUUACAUCAUCAAUAAAAAGGUUAUGAGAAUACAAAAAAUGAUCACCAAAGGUAAAAUGCUUUAUCUUUUAUCAAACUCGCUUUUGUGUGGUGAUCUUUUAUGUGGAUAUUGCGUGUUAUUGUAAAAUUACAACAGGGAUCUAUCAUGUUUCGCAGGAAAAUGUAUCAAAACUAAUAAGAAAUCGCUUCGACUAUCUCCCCGUUGGAAAGGACAUAGCAAAGAACUUACUUGACGCCUUAUAUGUUAAAUGUUUUGAGCUGUCCAGAAACCGUUUACAGAUUAUCGUGUCCUAUACCAAAGCGUGCGAAUUUUUAGUGAAUUUGUUUCAUCAUAGUUAACUAAGGUUUAAAUGUUAAUAUGAAAUUUGCCUUUUUAGGUUCUUGGAGCUUAAGCUGAGGACUUCCGGUUGCCAAGGCCUUUACUUAACGAUAAGCACCCGUGACUUCCGCCAUAACAGCAAAGGAUUUGUCAAGUUGGCUUACUCUCUGACUUCAAACUUCCCAAAGGCCACGCGAGUCAUCAACGAAGCGGACGUGUUUGACCGCGAGGGAUCUGGUUGGGGGUAUGAGGAAUUUUUUCCACUUAGCUGGUCAGAAUUCAAAGAUCAGUUGAAACGAACUCCUUUGAUUAUUACGUCACAAGUCAGCCUUCUGGAGUAGUAAAAUUAAAACAAGCUCAAUCGUGCUGUGUUUAACGUUUAAGUAUUAAUACUUCUAUACAGAAAGUGGAGUUAAAACUAUUUUUAACCAAGCGGACAGUGACGCCUAAGUCGAUGACCUUGCCAGUAUUUUAUUUAUUAAUUAGGUAAUGUAUUUUUAAAGGUGGUCCUAUUGAUAAGCCUUAUUAGCUUCCUUGGUCUUCCUUGCCUCAUCGUUUUUCUUUAUUUUAUGUAUAUAUUUAACUUAUAUGGGAAAAUGAUAAUAACAUAAAACAAUAAGUGACGGCCGUUCCGAAGAAGACUGUACUUAAACUACCGGGGCAUGUUAAAAGUCCUAUGGUCUAAUUUCCGGUGGCUUACAUUUUCUCUGUAUAAAAAGGCAUGUGUAUAUGUUAUAGCUAGCUUAAGUUAUUAUUUAAAAGAGGAAAUUAUUCCUGGGAAAAUGCUCUUUUAAAAGAAAAGAAAACCAACUUGUUUGAAAGAGGUGGUGUCACGAAAUUUAUCAAAAUUCUAACAGUGAGACCUGCCACCAAUUUUAUUCAAACAUAAAAAUAUCUCCUCAAAAAUUAACACAGCUGAUAUAAAACGACGCACAGAUGGAAAAACUUGAUGAAGAUUGAAACGGAUUGAAAUUGUGGGUUUUGAGAACUUGUUCAUUCUCGACCCCAGUACUUACGCCUGUGACCAAUGUACAGUUGACUCUGCGCGCAAGCUCUGGGAAACACUGCGCCGGCGUAGCCAAGAUCUGGCUAUUUGGGCCUCACGCUCUUCUAUCCAACCAAAACUCAUUCCCUACCCCAGUGCUUACGCUUCUGACUGGCCGUCAUGCGCAGAAAAGCUCUGGGGUAGAGAUUGGAACUUGUUCGACUGACAGUUUUUCAAAAGCCAUUUUUAUUGUUUGUAACGUUUAAUAUGAUUCCUGGGGACAUUGUUUGAUUAUGUCAUUCACAAGUCAAGCAAUUUCUUAAGUUCUACAUCGAACUAACAUGAAAAACAAGAUGAACCGUUUCCAGCCAUGACGCAGUCCCUUAUUUUGGAAUGCUUUAUAUGGUUUGCAUAGGAGAGAACUACAAACAGAAAAAUGAAGUCUCUGGCUACGAAACGCUGUGGGAGGAGGAAGUUGUGAUUGUAAUUUUGAGGCAGAAUAGGUAUU
Molecule: messenger RNA, 8830 nt
Organism: Porites lobata
Lineage: Eukaryota; Metazoa; Cnidaria; Anthozoa; Scleractinia; Poritidae
Source: the annotation of a GenBank genome assembly